Messenger RNA from Gongylonema pulchrum, 741 nucleotides. Lineage: Eukaryota; Metazoa; Nematoda; Chromadorea; Rhabditida; Gongylonematidae. The record is from the annotation of a GenBank genome assembly.
CUGCUCAUAUUUAGGUACAUUCGCGAUAAGCCAGUGGCUCAGUUGCGGCAUGACGAGUUUCUCUGGUAUGCACAGGCGAAGUCUGCGGGCCUACUUAAUGUGAAGCUUCACUGUGAUACAGAGGAAGAAGUGCGAUUCAAAAGGACAUUGCUGCAAGAAUUUUUGACCGAUCAACCCUACUAUAAGGAUGAGUAUUCUCGAGUUGUAGAUCUCUGGAAUAAAGCAAGGGAAGAGGCAGUGAUUGUCUGUGUAAAUAGCUUUAUUUUGCCGGUAUUGGAACGCGAGGCACAUGGAAGACUGCUGCAGGAAUCGAGGGAUUACGUGAUUAAGGCAGGUUCUUUGAAUCCUAUUUCUCGCUGUUUUUUGCGAAAUGUACCUUCUCAAAGUACACAAAAUCUUUAUGAUCGUAUCAGGAUGGCAGCUUAUCGUAGCCCACAUGAAUACGGCGACGAUUCUGAAAAUGGAUUUACUGGUGGAACGAGGGUUCUGAGCAUUGCUUAUCCGGAGGAAAGAGGACAAGCAUCGUUUUGUGCUUUGCUCGAUCAGGAUGGCCAGGUUCUCGAUCAUCUGCGAUUAGUAAAUAUUACGAAAGGACUGAAUUCGAGGAGGCCGGGGGAAGCAGAUCUAAAGCGCCAAGAUUUGAAUUCUCUUCGUAAAUUCAUUGAAAAGCGUCGUCCUCAUGUGAUUGCAAUAUCUGGCGAAAAUAUGGAAGCGAUUUAUCUGCACCGUGAUAUCUCGUCA